This is a messenger RNA of Ectocarpus siliculosus, 2145 nucleotides long. The record is from the annotation of a GenBank genome assembly. Lineage: Eukaryota; Phaeophyceae; Ectocarpales; Ectocarpaceae.
AUGAAGCGUGAAGCCAUGGCCAGUCCUGCCGAUAGCAAGGAGAAGGUGGGUAGUGUAGACGGCGGCGUGAUAGAGGAGAAAACUAGUGAGGAUGUGGCCGCGGAAGGCGUGCAGUCUUCCUCUACAGCAACAGCGGCUCCACCCGCUGCUGCUGCCGCUGCAGCCGCAGCCCCAGCAGCUGCUGCCUCAGCCGGUGAACCAGCACCUGGCGAAGAGCUGACUAAGGUGACGGUGUUCAACGUGGGCAAGCACGCCACCCUGGCCCAGUUCGAGAAGAUCUUGAAGAACAACAGCGUCCAGUACAAGAGGGCGAAAAAGACUCCCUCCAUUACUCACGGCACGCUUACGUUCGAGACGGCGGAGCAACGCGCCGUGGCCAUGGAACAGCUCAGGAAGAUCGUGGGUGCGAGGGGGGGCGAGCUCAUGUUCGCGGUGCUGGCCAGGCAGAAGCAGAACAACGACAUCGGCAGGGGCAACAAGCGCAGCGCGAGAGACGGCGACGAUGAUGGGAGGGGCGGGGACGCGUCGAAACGCCCGCGCCAGGAGGCGGAGCGGAAAACGGUGGCACAGGCCACGGCAUCGCUAUACGGAGUCAAGACCUACCCCGAACAGCUGGCUUUCAAGGAAAAGACUCUCAUGGACGACCUCUUCCUGAAGCUGCCCAUUGUCAUCAGGAACGAAUGGGACAAGAGAUUCCGCGAGUGGAAGAGGAACCAGGGGAUGAAGCAGGGCGGUGGUGGGGGUACCCUGAACAAGCCGGCGGAGCUCCGUUGUCCGGCCUGGUGCAGGAUGUUCAAGCGCCGCGACGGGACCGUGCCCUUCGACGUGUCGCCCAUUGUCCCGGCUCCGGAGCCGGAGGGUUACAGGAACAAGUGCGAGUUCACCCUGAGUCUCUCCGAGGACGGGCUGGCUACGGCUGGGUUCCGUGCGGGUAGGUUCCAAGCGGGGGUACCCAUCACGGUGGAGUCACCAAAGGACUGUCCUCAGGUUCACGGAGACAUGAAGAAGCUUUGCGUGCAGAUGGACGCGUUCAUGAGGAGCUCGCCGUUUCCGCUCUACGACGAUGCGACCAAAAAGGGAGUGUGGCGUUUGCUCGUCGCCCGACGCUCGGCCGCAGACAAGGAAGGCAUGGCCAUGGUCGUCAUAAACCCCACGGAUGUGAAGGACACGGAGGAGUGGAAGAAAGAGGAAGAGCGCCUCGUGAAGGAGUUGUCCGCCGGGGCUCAAGGAGAGGAAGGAACGAAACUGGUGUCUUUGUGGGUGCAGGAGUACGCGGGACUGUCAUCCCCAGACGAGACAUCGCCGAUGCGCUUGCUGUGGGGUAAGGAGCGGUUGGAGGAGGAGCUUCUCGGCCUCCGCUUCACCAUCUCGCCAAACUCCUUCUUCCAGGUGAACACGAAAGGAGCUGAGGCGUUGUACAAGGUGGUCAUCGAGAACCUUGAACUCGGUGAUGAUGCGGUGGUGUUGGAUGUAUGCUGCGGGGCCGGGACGAUAGGAAUCUGCGCCGCUGCGGCUGGCGGGGCGAAGCAGGUUUACGGAUCGGAUAUUUGCCUCCCGGCGAUCGAGGAUGCUCGGCGUAACGCCCUGGCAAACGGCAUCGAUAACUGCGAGUUCGUGUGUGGCAAGGCGGAGGCCGUGGUGGCCGGCCAGAUAGCGAAUGCUUUCAAGCAACACAAGGCAAGUCUUGGUGCACCGGCAGCAGGGGCAGGCGAAGAAGGGAGCACCGCGUCCCCCGCCGCUGCUCCUGCUGCCACUGGCGAGCUCAAGUUUGCGGCCAUUGUAGACCCCCCACGCUCGGGCGUUCAUGCCAAGUGUUUACGGUCGAUCCGGGGCACGAAGGCGAUCAAGAGGCUGGUGUACGUGUCGUGCAACCCCACCAAGUCCCUGGCGGCGGAUGCAACCAUCCUGUGCACUCCCGUUUCCAAGAGUACUACGGGGCUGCCCUUCCGGCCUGUCAAGUUCGGCGAAACCCGUGAUGAUGCGGAACGUGUGAACGUCGCGAGCCGAGGGAGCCCACCGUUUGUAUCCCUUACUUCAUGUCUGCGGUGUGGCGAGCCCGGAGAUCAAGCACGUGCCCCUAUGUAUGAGAGCACUACGCUUGACUUCGAGGGAACCAUAGGGUGGAAAUCCCAACAAGAUCAAUAA